Molecule: messenger RNA, 5081 nt
Organism: Mugil cephalus (flathead mullet)
Lineage: Eukaryota; Metazoa; Chordata; Actinopteri; Mugiliformes; Mugilidae
Gene: zbtb11
Product: zinc finger and BTB domain containing 11
Exons: 10
Coding region: 350-3889 (1179 amino acids)
Biological process (GO): regulation of transcription by RNA polymerase II
Cellular component (GO): nucleus
Molecular function (GO): DNA-binding transcription factor activity, RNA polymerase II-specific; protein binding; RNA polymerase II cis-regulatory region sequence-specific DNA binding
Source: RefSeq, a predicted model, not a curated record
UUUACAAAAUCGGGCCUUUAGUAGCUUGGUUUGCUUUUCAUAUGUACAGUCACGCGUUGAUAACUUUGCACAUUGCGCCCUCGUGCGGCGGAUGACGUCCACUACGCACUUCCGCAACUGCUUACGUAAGAUCCGGUUGUGCAGCAGCCAUUUUGUCUACCCUGACGGCGACGAACUGCAGUUCCACCUUCUCUGAACAUUUUUGAAAUGUUGCCGUGGGACCUCUAUUUCACGCUAUCUUCAAUUUGAGUGAGGUAUAAAAAUUGCAGCUCCCACCUGGAGACCGAGGGGGCCUCUUCUCUUCGAGAUAAAUCAAACAUUGGGCGUGAAAACGCGGGUCAGCUGAGACAUGUCGUGUGAGGAGAGCUACUUAGCUAUCAUACGCUAUCUGACCGAUGAACGGGAGCCGUACGCGCCGGGGACGCCCGGGAAUACCAAGAGAAAGAUACGCAAAGCGGCUGCAUGCUACGUCGUACGAAACGGGACUUUGUUUUAUCAGCGUCGACUGAAGGGCCAGGAUGAUUUCACGGAGCUGGAGGUGGUGCUGCAGGACGGCCGGAGGAGGGAACUUAUCAUCGAGGCGCACACCAUGGAAGGAGGAGAGCAUCUCAACCAGCAACUCACCUGGGAAGUCAUCUCUCAGAAGUACUGGUGGAGAGGCAUCCUGAAGCAGGUCAAAGACCACAUCAAAGACUGCGCCCACUGUCAGAGCAAGCGAAGCACUGACGACGGCUCCGGACCUCGACUGUUCUCCCGGCCAGGGAGGCACAAGGCAGCCGCGAACACAAACGAGGAAGACGAGGACAAAGAGGCGGAAGAAGAUGCAGAUGACAGCAUUUUCUUCACCGAUUCGUCCUCCCAGCCGAGGUCCAAGUUGGUCAAAGCGAAGCAUGAGCUGGUCUUUGUCGACAGCAAAGGGGAGGUGAAUCAGUUCCUGCCCAAACACAGCCAGACGAUGUUGGACAAGCUCAACCAGCAGCGCCUCAACAACCAGUUCUGUGACAUCACGCUGCUGAUCGAAGGAGAGGAGUACCGAGCACACAAGGCCGUCCUGGCAGCGUGCAGCGAAUACUUCAACGAGCUCUUCUUUGAAAAGGGAGCUGCGUCCACCCACGAAGCCGUGGUCGACCUCUCCGGUUUCACCAAAGCCAGCUUCCUCCCUCUGCUGGAUUUCGCUUACACUUCCAUGCUCACCUUUAAUUUCUGCGUCAUGGCAGACAUUGCCAAUCUUGCCCGACACUUGCUGAUGACUGAGGUGCUGCAGAUAUGCGAGUCUGUGCAUAAGAAGGUGGAGGAACAGAAGCUGACGGUUUAUCAAAGAGGAGACGUGCACACGGUGAUGUCGAGCCAGCCGGCGCCUCAGGAGGAGUCCAAGGACCAGUCCGGUGCCUUCACCGUGACGAUACAGAGCGACGGCCAGGCCGUGGUCACGCAAGACGGAGAACCUUUGACUUUUGUCGCACCUCCCAAAGACGCCUUCAUCAAGCAGCAGUUGGCGGUCGUCACCCAGACUGUAGAGGGAGACCAAGUCCACGACGUAGAGGCUGGACAAGGUGAGACGGUGGCUCUGAUCACUCACAGUGGACAGGUUCAGCCAGGAGAGACCGUUACUCUUAUCUCAGGCGGCGCAGAAGGAAUGGAGGGGGAGACGAUGACCGUGGUCACUCACAGCGGACAGGCCGGAGCCAGCGAGUCUCUCGCCGUGGUGUCGGCCUGCCUGGCCAUGGAGCAGCCGCAGGUCGCCGAAGCCUUUGUCAUAAACGUGGACGCAGACAAAGUGAGCUCCUCCGAGGUCGCCAUGUUAGCGUCUGCAGCGGCGACGCCUCAGGAGGGAGCUGCAGACGUCCAGCAGCAGGAAGUGGAAGCAGCAGCAGCAGCAGCAGCAGCCACGCCGCAGAAACGCAAACGGGGGCGUCCCGCCAAGGUGAAGAAAGAGGUGGAGAUGGAGGAGUUCCUGCCGCUGGAGGACGAGGAUCCCUCCGCUGAUGAAAGCCCCGUGGACAAGCUGGAGCGGACGUCGGACGACACCAGCAGGCGACGCCUCCGCCAGCGCUCGAUUGCCGAGGGCGGCUACGCCCGACUGCACAUGGGGCUGGAGGAUGAAGAGGAGGGAAAGAAAGUUUCAACUCCACCACGUGCUGCCACGCCCAAGGUGGGGCCGAGGCCCGGGAAGAGGGGAAGACCACCAAAGCAGCCAGUGGAGACUCAAAUGGACGAAGAUCCCGCGUCUGAGUCUGCAGUCGAUUCAGAGGCCGUCACUGUGGAGAGCACCACCACCACCACCACCGCCACAGGACAGCUCAGCUCAGAGGAGGCGGGGGUGAAGGGGGACGAGCCGAAGGCCGGACCCGAGCAGGACCCUGGUCCAGCAGAGAGCGCCGUGGAGGGAGAACACACGUGCUCUGAGUGCGGCAUGUCCUUCCAAAGACGCUACUCGCUCAUCAUGCACACGCUGAAACACGAGAAAGCUCGCGGAUACAAGUGCAGUCUGUGCAGUAAGGAGUUCCAGUACGCCGCCUCGCUCCGCGCCCACCUGGCCCGACACAAGCAGCAGAGCAGCCAGAGAGCCCCCGUCACCAAACCCUCGGCAGAACGCAGCGCCGAGGACAAACCGGAGAGGGACCUGGAUGACAAGACGUCGUCGGCGCUGACCAAGCGAGAGUUCGUGUGCGACAUCUGCGGGAAGACGCUGCCGAAGCUGUACUCGCUGCGGAUCCACAUGCUGAGUCACACGGGCGUUCGGCCUCACUCCUGCAAAGUGUGCAACAAGACGUUCACCCACAAACACAGUCUGAAGAUGCACCGAGCGCUGCACGACGUCACCAAGCAGUUCCAGUGUGAAUUCUGCAUGAAGUCCUUUGUGAGCAAGCGGAGCAUGGAGGAACACACCAGCCUGCACACGGGUGAAUCAAAGUACCUCUGCAACACGUGCGGAGCGACGUUCCACCGAGCCUCUGCUCUGAGCAAACACCUGAAGAAGCACCAGCCCAGACCAGACGUCCGGCCGUUUGCUUGUGCUCACUGUGAUAAGAGGUUUUACGAGUCCAAGGAUCUCCAGCAGCACAUGAACAAGCACAUGGGCCUGAAGCCUUUCCAGUGCCAGGUGUGCGGGAAGUGCUACAGCUGGAAGAAGGACUGGUACUCUCACGUCAAGUCCCACAGCGUGGCUGAGCCCUACAAGUGUGACGUGUGUGGGAAGGAGUUCUUUGAGAAGGCUCUGUUCAGGAGACACGUGAAGAAAGCCACGCACGGGAAGAAGGGUCGAGUGAAACAGAACCUGGAGAGGGAGUGCGAGCAGUGCGGCAGGAAGUUCACGCAGCUCAGAGAGUACAGACGCCACAUCAACAACCACCAGGGAGUGAAACCAUUCGAAUGUCUGACGUGCGGCGUCGCCUGGGCCGACGCCCGCUCCCUCAAGCGCCACGUCCGCACCCACACGGGCGAGCGGCCCUACGUGUGCCCCAUGUGCCACGAGGCGCACAUCGACGCGCGCACCCUACGCAAGCACAUGGCCAAGUUUCACGUGGACAGCCUCCCCGGGAAGAUCAUGCUGGAGAAGGACACCCUUCAGUUCCACAACCAGGGCACGCAGGUGGAGCACGCCGUCAGCAUCCUGGCGUCCGACCUGCCCCCCGAGCUCCGGCCGGCCCAGCAGCCGCCCUCGGAGGAGAUCGAGACGGUGCUGAUCACGGAGGAGACGGUGGAGGCCGUGCAGGCCGUCCAGGCCGUCAGCGACGGCUCCGUGUCCACGCUCUCAGACCAGGGCAUCAUGCAGGUCGUGAACUACGUCCUGGCCCAGCAGGCGCUAACGGGGCCCAAGGCUGACGACGCACCCGAGGUGAUUCAGACCAUGGAGGUAGAGGUGGCUCAUGUGGCCGAGGUGGAGUAACGCUGGGUCCCGGGGACUGGUCCACGUUGUUUCUUCAGUGUGUAUAAAAUGUGUAAAAUACUGUGUAUGAAGCAGAAUGUAACAGAUGCCUAUUUUUCUGAAGCUGUACAUAGUGUAAUUGAAUCAUGAGUGGAGUUUCCACUGUUCGGCCCUGAAGUGAGUGUGUUUUCAAACGAACUCACAUGUUUGUGUUCUGUUGCUGUACGUGGGCACAAGGCGAGAUGAGUUACAUAUAUGAAUUUACUGUGUUUUAGGAGAAUUUCAGGUAGAAUUAAAAAGAAAACGUGCUUUGGCUAAAUGUAUUUUACGUCGUCUCUAAUCUGUUGCUGUUGACUGAGAAGCUGUGAGACGACACCGUAGGAACUCCAGACGCCCAGCUGUCACGAGUCUGUCUCUACUCCCCAGCGCCGGCUUGAAGGAGGAGCAGAAAUAAAAGCUGCCUGUAUGUGUCACCUAGAUCACUGUCUCAUGUCACACUCGUGCACGGUUAGUGUUUGUAGAAGCAGAUUUUGUUCUUUUGUCGUUGUUUUUUUUCAAGAAAGAAACUUGACACAAAGGAGUGUUAACAUGCAAUACAGCAAGUAUGGAUAUUUAUUUCAAAAUUAUAUCAAAAUACCCUUGAUAUAUUGCAACAUAUUUACAAUACAUUGUACAAAAAUAUGAAACUGCAGUUGGUUUCUGCUUUCUAACAACGCAGACUACUGAAACAAAUCUGAACUUGUGGUUUAAUGCUGGGCACACACAUUGAAAACAAACAUUGUUCUUACUGGUACAACAACCAGACAGUAUUCACAUCAAUAUGUUUGGUUCUUGAUCAGAGUCAUGCAAUUUCUCUAGGGUGACUUUUAGAAAAAACAACUAUACAAAUUUAUAUACAUUUAGGUUUGGUUUUGGCCAGUUAUCAGGAUGAAAUAAACCUCUACCAAAACAUGGUUCAAGAAUAAAAAAAUACUUGUGCUAGGCAUCCGCAGCAAAAGCCUGCUCUCAAAAUGCAAUCACAACCACUUUUGCACAGCAGUAAACAAGAAUAAACAAAAAGGACAUCAGUCAUAGUACCAUGUAACUGUAAAACACUGGGUCAAGAGCAUUAGGCCUAUAUAUGGCUACAUCAAAUGAAUGACCAUCUGUCACUUGGACACACACAUACUUCACAACCUGACUCAAUAAGGUGAUGCAGUGGUCACAACACAUG